This is a messenger RNA of Apiotrichum porosum, 1311 nucleotides long. RefSeq names its product AP-1 complex subunit mu-1 (gene AP1M1). Lineage: Eukaryota; Fungi; Basidiomycota; Tremellomycetes; Trichosporonales; Trichosporonaceae. The transcript is spliced from 9 exons. The record is from RefSeq and is a predicted model, not a curated record. Bases 1 to 1311 code for a protein of 436 amino acids. Gene Ontology annotation, biological process: intracellular protein transport; vesicle-mediated transport. Gene Ontology annotation, molecular function: clathrin-cargo adaptor activity. Gene Ontology annotation, cellular component: clathrin-coated vesicle; clathrin adaptor complex.
AUGGCGAGCCUUGUCGCUAUCCUUGAUGUCAAGGGAAAGUCCCUCAUCCAGCGGUCGUACCGCGACGACGUGCCGACGUCGUAUGUCGAGCGGUUCAUCCCGCUUGUGCUCGACAUGGAGGAGGAGAACGUUACCGUCCAGCCAUGCUUCUCCGACGAGGGCAUCAACUACAUGCACAUCCGACACAACAACCUCUACCUCCUUGCCAUGUCCAAGCGCAACUCGAACGCUGCCGAGAUCAUCCUCUUCCUGCAUCGCCUGGUAUCGGUGCUGACCGAGUACUUCAAGGAGGUGGAGGAGGAGUCUAUCCGCGACAACUUUGUCAUCAUCUACGAGCUGCUCGACGAGAUGAUGGACUUUGGCUUCCCGCAGACGACCGAGUCCAAGAUUCUCCAGGAAUACAUUACGCAGGAGUCGCACAAGCUCGAGGUGCAGGUGCGCCCGCCCAUGGCCGUCACCAAUGCCGUCUCGUGGCGUUCCGAGGGCAUCCGUUACCGCAAGAACGAAGUGUUCCUCGACGUUGUCGAGUCGGUCAACAUGCUCGUCAAUGCGUCUGGCAACGUUAUCCGUUCGGAGAUUCUGGGUGCCGUCAAGAUGAAGUGCUACCUCUCGGGAAUGCCCGAGCUGCGCCUGGGUCUCAACGACAAGGUCAUGUUUGAGAGCACCGGCCGGAGUGCGCGCGGCAAGUCGAUCGAGAUGGAGGACGUCAAGUUUCACCAAUGUGUCCGUCUGUCGCGGUUUGAGAAUGACCGCACCAUCAGCUUUAUCCCGCCCGACGGCGAGUUUGAGCUCAUGUCCUAUCGCCUGUCCACACCGGUCAAGCCGCUUGUGUGGGUCGAGGCGUCGGUCGAGUCGUACCGCGGCUCCCGUGUAGAGUACAUGGUCAAGGUCCGUGGCCAGUUCAAGCGCCGCUCAACAGCCAACAAUGUCGAAAUCUAUGUUCCCGUCCCAGGCGAUGCCGACAGCCCCAAAUUCCGUGCGGCUACAGGUUCGGUCGUGUACGCUCCCGAAAAGUCGUGCUUCAUCUGGAAGAUUAAGCAGCUGGGUGGUGGCAAGGACUACCUCAUGCGCGCACACUUUGGACUGCCGUCCGUCGCUGGCGAGGACCUCGACAAGCGCGCACCUAUAUCGGUCAAGUUUGAGAUUCCCUACUUUACCACCUCGGGCAUCCAGGUGCGCUACCUCAAAAUCGUCGACCGCAGCGGAUACACGGCGCUCCCGUGGGUCCGAUACAUCACCACUGCCGGCGACGACUAUGUGCUGCGCACUAUCUCCGACUCAAAGUCGAGCAGUAUCAUUGCGCCCCUGUAA